Molecule: messenger RNA, 4080 nt
Organism: Marchantia polymorpha subsp. ruderalis
Lineage: Eukaryota; Viridiplantae; Streptophyta; Marchantiopsida; Marchantiales; Marchantiaceae
Source: the annotation of a GenBank genome assembly
CGAUAGUAGUUCAGUGGGAAACAUCCUUGUCUGCGGGACCCACCUCCGAGGACGUCAAAAGGGUCCGACGCGAGGGUCAAAUGAGCAGCAGGAAGGAAGGAAGUCGGGGGACAGGCGGUCCACAGGCGCACUAGUUCCCGAAUGGAACCCAUGGAGUGUCCAAUCAGCCGAACGAAGGCGUGCAUGGUACCUGGACCCGUGAGCACGGGCGCGGGAAUCUACCCCGAGAGUAGGAAGAUGCUGGCGCAAGUUCCUGGAUUGUCUCUUCUGGGCAUAACGGAUAGAGAGGCGCCGCGGGCUUGCUGCGGGGGGUGGGUCCCUCCACAGCCUCACUCACUCCCUCCCUCGUCGUCGAACUGCGACGAUCAUGGCUCUUAAACGACGAAUGUGAACUAGCGAACCAGAAAGUCUGGCCCUAGAUCCCCAAACUAGCACAAACGCAAGCAUGGUUCUGUAAGAAUCGAGGCAAUCUGACUACCUCGUGACAUCGCCCUCGCUUUUCGAUCAAAGGAGUCCUGCUUCGAUUGGAGGUCGAGAUCUCAUCUUUUAAUAUGAUGCAAGGAAACGUUGUUUUGAUCAAAUGUGGUCUUCCUCCGGUCGCCGCCUUCGAGUUGCUACUUUCUCCUCUUUCGAAGCAUUAGUGAGAUAUUGACGACGAUCUUGGACAUGUUUUGUCUCUUCACCAAGCUACUGGCUGCUCGAAGUCUACAACGGCUGCGCUUUUGGCUUUUGGUCUGGUCUCCUAUUCCUACUUCAGGUAGGCUCCUUGAUUUGAUUGCAUUCCUCAUGGAUCGUCCGGAGUUUGGCUCUCCCCUAAUCUUCUCUCUCUAAUUCCACCGUUAGAUUUUUUCUUUCUCCCGUUUGGACAUUGUGGGAGAUCGUGAUCGAUCGUAUUGGGCAUUCUUUUCCACUUUUCAUACGCCCAGGUCCAAUUCGUCUUUUGCAAUUAUGGUUUAGAUAUGAGAUAUCCUUCUUUCAGUCACCUGUAUGUGAAUUGGGAUAUUCCACAAGGAGUUUAGAACGAGGUGUGGAGGUGAGGUGCGACAGGCUGCAGCAGUGUCGUUCGUCAUGUCCAGUUUGGAGAUUCAGGAAAGCAAUGAUACUUUUGUUCCGCGUUGAUUUCGCGAGUAAUUCUGAAGCUUUUCCUUUCGAAGCUUCCAACGUCUGAGUGUUGGGGAGAUUUUCGAAGGUUUGAGGAAUUGGUUAGAGCUUGAGUAAGUAAUCAGCCAUGCCAGGGUUGGCACAAAUUUAUGUGUUUGCCCCUGAGCUUAGCUACAACUUGGAAGCCGUAGGUGCGAACAGGUUUGGGGAAUUAGCGAACAGGAACUCUUUACGAAGGCUUGUCGCUCAGCAUCCGAGGCCAUUUCAUCCUUCAAGCACUGCACGGGUACAAUUCAGUCCAUUCGAAAGUGCUGCAGGCAAAAGCCAUGAUACAUUCUUGGGCUUUUCUGUUAGAGAGAGAUGCGCAGUGUAUCAUCCGAUUCGAAGACUGAAAGCGGAAAGGAAGCGAAUCAUCACAUCAUGCAGUUCAUCCGAGAGUCUUGUGCAUGAGGACACUGUGACGAUUGCUGGCAGAUCCGUCGGAAAAGAAAGUUUGAAAGUUUUCGGCAUCGCAGUCUGCACUGUCCUUCUUGCCACGUGCAAUAAGGUCCUCUUUAAAAUGGCUUUGGUUCCCAUGAAUCAGUAUCCAUUUUUUCUGGCACAAUUUACCACGUUCGGGUAUGUGCUGGUGUACUUCUCAAUCCUGUACUUCCGAUUUAGAGCUGGAAUUGUGACGAAGGAGAUGCUGAAUUUGCCAAAGGGGCAGUUUGUUGCUAUGGGAGCUCUCGAAGCUCUUGGGAUUGCCACUAAUAUGUCAGCAGCAGCUGUUCUUCCUGCAGCUUCUAUCCCUGUCCUAUUGCAGACAUUUUUGGUAUGGCAGCUGAUUCUAUCUGCCGUUUUACUCCGAAAAAAAUACACGAAGGAGCAGAUUGUGGGCUGCCUGCUUGUUGUCACGGGAGUUAUUUUGGUUGUUUCCAGUGGUGGUGGAGCGGGGUCUACUCUUGAAAGAGGACUUCUCUGGCCGUUUGUGAUGAUGCUUUCUGCCUUCUUCAGUGCGUCAGCUUCAAUCUUGAAGGAAUCAGCUUUCAGGAAAGCCAACAGCCAACUGAAGGGCGGAUCGGUUGACAUAUUUGUGGUGAACUCAUUCGGCUCAGGUUUUCAGGCAUUGUUUGUGCUCCUCCUGUUACCAUUCUUAUCGAAGACAAGAGGUAUUCCGUUCGGUGAGCUUGUCGGCUAUUUCAAGGAGGGAGCAGCUUGCUUUGUAAAUGCUGGCUCGCUUGUACCAGGAUGUCAAGGAGCACCUCUGGUACCACUCUUAUACGUGGCUGCCAACAUGAGCUUCAACAUAUCAGCCCUCGCCUUGAUGAAAUCAUCUUCUGCAAUAGUUUCUUCUCUUGCAACCACCGCAUCAGUGCCUCUUGCAAUCUAUGCCUUCACCUUACCGCUCCCUUAUCUCGGCAUUCCUCCUCCCAUGCCACCUGGACUUUUCUACGGAUCAAUGAUCCUGGUGGUCGGGCUGGCUGCAUACAACUUGGCGCCGAAAGUGCCAGCGAAGGUUGAUUAGACGAGACUUCUCGGAAUUUUGCAGGUUCGCAGUUCUGUAAAGAAUAGCACUAUAUCAGUCGACAUUUAUCCGGGGUGUAUUUUAAUAGUUUGCAGAGAACAGUCGUUCAUUUGAAUGACUCGAAAAAAAUAUUACGCCAUUCUUUGUUUGAUUAUGGAAAUAAGUGGUAUUAUGCACCCCAGUUGUAGGGAGGGUGUAGUGAGAUCCAGCUUGACAUGAAAUGAUGUCAAGUUCAAGUAGAAUUUGUUCAACACGUUGUAAGGUACAGGUAGCAGAUAUUUGGUGACAACUAGUUCUUAUAUCAUUGUACAGUUCCGGCGUCCUUGAAACUUAAAGCAAGCAAGGGCCCUGCUCUGAAUGCAGUUAGCUCCAGAGCUCAGACUCUACGGAGAGUUUUGCUCUUUCAGUUCACAAAAAUCUCAGUGUUUGGUCUUGAGUCCACUUUGUGGAACUGCUUGUACGAAGGCAGCUGAUUUAGUUGAAGAUCAUUGCCGGACUUGGUCGGUGGUACCCAAGAAGUUCUGACGAUCCGAGUGUACCAGCCAGGCCUUCCAUUCACUCUCAUCAUCAUUAUCGGAACCAUUGCAAGUCGUUCCAGACAGUUUAUUUUAUUGUACGCACUCCUCAAAAGUCAAUAUACUUUACCUAUGGAUGUCUUGUACAUUUCAUCAUCAGAAAGCGUUCUCGUGUAGGAGUCGUCCUGGAACGCCUGACAUGUUUGAUCGAAAAUCCCAGCGUCGAUGCUCGCACUUCUCAUCAUUCUCUGUCAACUCAAGGGCUCCAUGGUUUGAUGAGGAAUGGGCGAACGGAACCCUCCAGACAUCCAAUGCUGGACAGUUUUGCCUCCACGUCGUCACCUGAUUCUGAUUUUGCCGAUGCUCGUGCACUGAAGCCUAUCAACACGGCAGAAGACGGUCGCCAUUCCUGCCAAAAGCUUCUUGUAGAAGGCGAGUGCUGCUCAGGAUCGACGAUUGAAUCGGACCCCUACAUGAUUCGAGGUGCCCCACAACGACAACAUGAUGGCCGGACCAGGCAAGUACGCAGCGCAGCCACCAUGAUGUUUGAGUUCCAUGUCAGCCCACGACCUACAACGCCGUGACCCGGCAACGAAGAUGCCACAAAAAGCAAGCACUGUUUCUACCAUCAUGGUGAACACUCCCCGCAUUAGGCUGCGAGAAUGGCGACUUCGCCCCGAACUCCCAAUCAUGCCAUGGAGGCCCAAACUCACGCGCGAUUUUGUAUUUUCGGCAAGUUCAUGGCGCUGAGCGAUGCCUGUACCGACGUUGAUUCACAUACUCUACAGGUCCUUCCUUCCGAGCCACUCAAGCUUCCCGAGGUGCAAUCUGUCGCCGGCUCAAGUGCUCCAGUCCAAGGAAUCAGCAGUCCCAGGGCUCGGCCUCAGCCCAGCCCGGGCACAGUGGCGACGUCGAGAACGAAGCUCGAGUGCCCGCCUAUCGAGCAUUCCGAAGACCGAG